Cladophialophora yegresii CBS 114405 is the source of this 1614-nucleotide messenger RNA. RefSeq lists its product as uncharacterized. Gene Ontology annotation, molecular function: protein binding. Gene Ontology annotation, cellular component: Cul4-RING E3 ubiquitin ligase complex. The transcript has a single exon. Bases 1 to 1614 code for a protein of 537 amino acids. The record is from RefSeq and is a predicted model, not a curated record. NCBI's taxonomy places the organism in Eukaryota, Fungi, Ascomycota, Eurotiomycetes, Chaetothyriales, Herpotrichiellaceae.
AUGCCACCCAACCUUCCAGGCUUCUACUUCGACCCCGAAAAGAACCGUUACUUCAAGAUCCAGGCCAACCACGUCGCGCCCACGGGCUCCAGAUACAGCCGUCAAGCCGUGAAGGCCGAGAAUGUCAUCAAAAAGGAUCAGCGGCGAGUGGAACGAACCCAGCGCACGAAACUCGCCAGCACGAUAACGAGGUCCAAAGUCCUGGUGCAUCCACUACUCUCGUUCGACAGACGACUAGGCGACCUACGACGCAGCGCCAGGACCAGCGUGGCCGAAUACUACGCCGCCAGUCUGCACGGCGCGGAUGCACUGAGGCCUGCUUCCCCUUCCAUCUUUCCCGAUUCAGGCCAUUUCGCCGUGGACCACGAGUCCGGGUCCCUCUUCGGCGAUUUUACAUGGCUUCACACUACGAGGAUGCUGGCAUUGCAUUGCGACAGACAUCCUUUUGACGAGCAGCGGUAUCCCCGUGGCGAGGGGGCAUCCUGGCGGAGCACGGCCCACCCGGAAUCUACUGAACGGCUGUACUCGAAGAGGAGCGGACUCUACAAUUCGAUCGCGAGCGUGGCGCGCGUCCAGGCUGUCGCGUCCCUCGGGAGCGGCAUGGUGGCCUGGGUGCAGAGCAGUCCUGGGGCCGAAGGCGGGCCGCAGGAAUCGCGCGUCAAAGUGGCUUCCUCUGUGGGAUCACCGUUUGCAAGUAACGGAGUCAACGAGUCGGCAUUCUACAACCGCAUCGUGGACCUCGCUGCACGGCCUGCUAGUAGCCACAGCGGCGGAGACGGCAGCCACAUCGCCCUCGCAACCGGCAACUCCAUCUGGCUCAUGGACGUCACGAACCCGCACCACGGCCCUGCACAGUACCUGCUCAACCAAGCCGACGGGACCAAAGACACAAUGAAGGUGCACUUCCUCGACCACAACGUGCUGAUGUGCGGCACGCGGUCCGGCAAGAUGCUGCUCCUGGAUGUGCGCGAGGCGCCCUCGUCGUUUUCUACCACGCGCCUCCGCAUCCAACAUUCCAGCGCGAUUACCAACAUGCGGGCCCUGGCGGGGCAGUCCAUUCUGCUCGCCGGCCUAGGCAGCACCGGCGUAUACGACCUGCGCAUCACCCCUCGACCGAGCCCCAAGUGCCAUCUCCCUCGGGCGAACAGCUACCGCCACUCGAGACCCGUGGUGGCGUUUGACAUCUCCGCCACGAGGCGCCAGAGCCAGUACGGUCUCGGCUGGGCUUACGAUCCGGAACUGAACCUCGUGGUCGCCGCGUCGACGGACUAUGUGGCCAACCAUCGCGUGGGCGUCUGGAAUGCCGGCACGGGAAAGAUGGUCGCGAGUCCUCUGAACGAGUUCGUGUUCUCUAAGCCCGUGGUCUGCGCGGAGGUGGCCAGGGUGAGGGAUGGGCCGAAGAGCGUAUUGCUUAGUCUCCCUGGUCUGGGAGGGGGGAUCAUGGAGUGGAGUCCGCAAGGGCUGGAGAGUCGUUUCUCUCGACGGACACAGCGAUUUGACGGACGGAGGGUAGCGGGUGAGGACGAGGAGAGCGGUACUGGUACCACCGACGACGAGGAGAGCGGUACUGGUACCACCGACGACGAAGAGGGCGAUUCGUUGGACGGUGGGUAG